GAGCCCUGGGCUGAAAAUCUGCUCCUGGCAGGGGGUGGAGAGCGUUUUCGACAUCAUGGAGAUGGAGGACGAGGACCGCAACGCCCUCCUGCAGCUGUCGGACGCCCAAAUUGCCGACGUCGCCCGCUUCUGCAACCGCUACCCCAACAUCGAGCUGUCCUACGAGGUGGUGGAGAAGGAGAGCAUCCGCAGCGGGGGGCCCGUGGUGGUGCUGGUGCAGCUGGAGCGCGAAGAGGAGGUGACAGGCCCCGUCAUCGCCCCCCUUUUCCCCCAGAAACGCGAGGAGGGCUGGUGGGUGGUGAUCGGCGACUCCAAAUCCAACAGCCUCAUCUCGAUCAAGCGCCUGACGCUGCAGCAGAAAGCCAAGGUCAAGCUGGAUUUCGUGGCGCCGGCGACGGGGACGCACAACUACACGUUGUAUUUCAUGAGCGACGCCUACAUGGGCUGUGACCAGGAGUACAAAUUCAGCGUGGACGUCAAGGAGGCCGAGAGCGACAGCGACUCCGAUUAA
Mesitornis unicolor (brown roatelo) is the source of this 511-nucleotide messenger RNA. Its product is annotated as U5 small nuclear ribonucleoprotein 200 kDa helicase-like. The annotation marks the transcript as partial. Gene Ontology annotation, cellular component: spliceosomal complex. Gene Ontology annotation, molecular function: RNA binding; RNA helicase activity. Gene Ontology annotation, biological process: spliceosome conformational change to release U4 (or U4atac) and U1 (or U11). The transcript is spliced from 4 exons. NCBI's taxonomy places the organism in Eukaryota, Metazoa, Chordata, Aves, Mesitornithiformes, Mesitornithidae. The record is from RefSeq and is a predicted model, not a curated record.